CUCCCGAAGGCGGCGCGGAUCACGCACGGCCGCGCCUGGUCCGGCGGCACGGUCUGCGCGUCGCUCUGCCGCCUCGCGCCGGGCGACCGCUUGUACAGCCCGCUGCCGCUGUUCCACGCUACCGCGGGGCUGCUCGGCCUCUGGGGCUGCGUGCGCGCGCGCGCGGCGCUCGUCGUGCGGCGCAAGUUCUCGGCGCGCCUCUUCGCGUCGGACUGCGCGCGCUGCGGCGCCGCGGGCUGCCUCUACGUCGGCGAGCUCGCGCGGUUCGUCGUCGACGCCGCGGGCGAGGCGUCGCCGCGGUCCGACGCGGUGGCGCUGCGCUUCGCGUUCGGCAACGGCAUGCCGCGCGACGGCACCUGGCGCGACUUCGAGCGCGUGCUCCACAUCGAGCGCGUCAUCGAGUUCUACGGGUCGACGGAGGGCAACGUGAACCUCUUCAACAACCUGGGCCGCGUCGGCGCGGUCGGCAUCAUGCCGCGCGCGCUCAUGCCCGUCUACCCCGUCUUCGUCGCGCGGCUCGCGGAGGUCGGCGACGAGGAGGCGGCGGCGGCGCCCGUGCUGCGGCGCGACGCCGACGGUCUCUGCGAGUUCUGCGAGCCCGGCGAGGUCGGCGAGCUGCUCGGGCGCGUCGACGCGCGCGACCCGAGCCGGCGCUUCGACGGCUACGCGGACGCGGCCGCGACGUCCCGCAAGCUCGCGGAGCACGUCAAGCGGCGCGGCGACGUCUACUUCCGCUCCGGCGACCUCGUGUCCUUCGACCGCCUGGGCUUCCUCUACUUCGCGGACCGCGCGGGCGAGACGUUCCGCUCUGUGUGGAAACCAACCACUGGUUUGGGUGGUCCUGACCAAACUUGA
Messenger RNA from Aureococcus anophagefferens, 855 nucleotides. RefSeq lists its product as hypothetical. The record is from RefSeq and is a predicted model, not a curated record. Gene Ontology annotation, molecular function: long-chain fatty acid-CoA ligase activity; long-chain fatty acid transmembrane transporter activity. The annotation marks the transcript as partial. NCBI's taxonomy places the organism in Eukaryota, Pelagophyceae, Pelagomonadales, Pelagomonadaceae. The transcript has a single exon.